CUCCUCUGGCGUCGGCCCGGUCGCCUCCACAUCAUUCCAGCUAUGAGUCUUCCGCGCAAUCGUCCGUUGCAGCACCGGCCGCCAGUCUUCGUGCACCAGUGCCGAGAGCUCUUCCAGCUCCGAACUUACGACCGGCCGACUUUCGACCACGCAGACGUCGUCCAGACACUGCAACUCACAAUCCGUCUC
Molecule: messenger RNA, 189 nt
Organism: Gregarina niphandrodes
Lineage: Eukaryota; Apicomplexa; Conoidasida; Eugregarinorida; Gregarinidae
Exons: 1
Source: RefSeq, a predicted model, not a curated record